Molecule: messenger RNA, 3822 nt
Organism: Oncorhynchus kisutch (coho salmon)
Lineage: Eukaryota; Metazoa; Chordata; Actinopteri; Salmoniformes; Salmonidae
Product: protein Aster-C
Exons: 18
Coding region: 321-2294 (657 amino acids)
Biological process (GO): intracellular sterol transport
Cellular component (GO): endoplasmic reticulum membrane; endoplasmic reticulum-plasma membrane contact site; plasma membrane
Molecular function (GO): cholesterol transfer activity; cholesterol binding
Source: RefSeq, a predicted model, not a curated record
AAUGGUAAUGGACAAAGCACAACGAUCUCCUUCAUGGUAUUUUCUCUUAUGGGCUGGGUCAGGUGAUACCUGUUGCCAGGUGUACGGAUGUGUAGCACAUUGGCUAUAUGACGCCACUGCCAUUUAUUUUAGUAAACCUAGAUGUACACAUUACUGAUUUAGUUUUGCGUUAAUAAGAUCUGAGAGCGGUCAAACGGAGCCGUUGGUGACAUGUUUACAGGUAUCCGCGACUUCACAAACCUUCAUUCAUCCCAGACUCACAACUCGGUGCAGAAGAUAAAUAUAUUGUGUCGUUUCCAGGCAGCGGAACAGUGGGUCUGAUGGACCAGGUUUCCCGGUCAGGGGUUGGCAGUGACAUCACAGACGAGACCGCCUCCAUGGGGGAGUACAGGUGGAGCUCUGAGGAACAUGAGAUGUCUGACCCUCAGGGCCAGUGUCUGGCCACCCCCCAAGCCCUGCCUGCCCCCACCUACAAACAGAGAGUUGAGGAGUUCAAGAAGCUGUUCAAAGAACUGCCUGAGUCAGAGAGACUCAUCAUGGACUAUACCUGUGCCCUCCAGAGAGACAUCCUACUGCAGGGACGCCUCUACCUGUCAGAGAACUGGCUCUGUUUCUAUAGCAAUGUGUUUCGGGGGACAAAGAUCGCCUUGACUCUGAGGGACAUCAAGGCCAUGUACAGAGAGAAGACAGCACGGCUGAUCCCCAACGCCAUACAGAUCUGCACAGACUCAGAGAAGUUGUUCUUCACUUCCUUCUCAGCCAGAGAGAAGAGUUACCAGGGAGUGUUCCGGAUGUGGCAGAACACACUGAUGGACAAGCCACUGUGUAGUUUGGCGCUGUGGCAGAUGGUCAAGCAGCACUAUGGCAAUGACCUGGGCCUGAGGAUUGUAGCGAGAGAAAGUCUACAGACAUCAGCAGAAUCAACCACGCAGAAACACACCAGCAUGACCGUGAGGCCUGGUGGAGAGGACUUUGGGAGGCCGUCUACUCUGCGCCUCCAGCCGGGGGAACAGGGCUCCUGUGAGCCCACUGCGCCCCAGGGAGAGGACCUACCCUCACCCCUCGGACAGAGCUCUAUCAACUCAGGAAACACGGAUGAUGCUUGCAGCACCUCGUCUCGGUGCACUCCUGACCCGUCCCUGGACCGCUCUGCCCCGGAGAGGGUCUCCAAGCGCUCUGAGCUCUCUCUGGACCUUAACUCGAACUUGGACCGCUUCUCUGAACAGAGCGGCUCGGAGAGUGCAGAGGAGGAGGAGAGGGGGAGUGUCUCCCAGCAGCAUGGCAGGCUCUAUGUGAACACGGUCUUCAACAUCAGUGCAGAAAAGAUGUUUGAACUGCUCUUUACCGAAUCUCACUUCAUACGAAGAUUCAUGAACGCCAGGAAGAUCACCAAUGCCAUCCUUACACGGUGGCAGAGUGACGCGUCUGGCUCCAUGAAGAGGAGUCUCAACUACACCAUCACCAUCACCAACCCUCUGGUGGGCAAGUUCUCCACCGCCACGGAGAACCAGAUCCUGUACAAGGAGUUCAGGGAAGGUCAGUACUAUCUCGUCGACUCGGAGGUCUACACACACGACGUCCCGUACCACGACUACUUCUACACUCAGAACCGCUACUGUAUCAUCCGCCAUUCCAAACGCAAAUGUCGACUCAGGGUGUACACUGAUGUGAAGUAUAAGAAGCAGCCGUGGGGGCUGGUCAAGUCCUUCAUCACCAAGAACUCCUGGAGUGGCCUGGAGGACUACUUCAGACACCUCGAAUCUGAGCUGAUGGAAGAGGAGGCGGAGCUGAACCAGGGAUGCGGAGACCCCGGUAAGAUGAUUGGCGGGUUGCAUCAUUGGCGGAGGAGGACGUUCAGUCGGACACUACAGGAGCACCUGAAGCCCAGCAAGCAAUACGAGCCUGACCUAGACCCUCACAGAGAGGGCAAGACGGAUCCCAUAGAUAUGAAGGGUCCACCUCGAUGGAACAUCUCUACCAUCAUAGCUGGGAUGAGCAUCAUUCUGCUGAUCCUAACAGUACUGAACCUGGGGCUGUUCUUUAAGCUGUGGGCCAUGGAGGAUGUGGCCAACCGCAUGUACCUGAGCACCAAGCACCACCUCCGGGAGAGGACCGAGAGCAGUUUUGCCGCUGACUUCUUUCCUGAACCGGCCCCAACAUACAGGACCAGAGAGGAGACUUUGCUGCUGAAAGCAGUGCUGCAGGACUCUAUCAAGCUAUUGGAGCAGCUCCGCAGUUCUCUGUCGCUGCUUCAGCAGAAAUUUGUAACCAACAGAACAGCAAUUCUGCAGUGACACCGUCACACCUGGCGACCUCACUACGCCCUCUGAAGCCUGGGGUUGUAAAGGCUACAGGGACACGCCUCUGAGGACUCUCUCGUAACCAGGGGUGUUGCUAAAGGGACAACUCAUGCACAGACUUGUUACUAAGAGCAACAAUGGUUCAAGUCCCAGGGCCUUUAAUAGUGUGGUACCAGGUAGAUGGAUGUUUUAAUUUUUAUUUAACUAGGCAAGUCAGUCAAGAACAAAUUCUUAUUAAAGUUCAACUGUCGGCACUGCGCUGUGGAGGAAGAAAAUGGUUCCCAACCAUCAGCAACACUGGGAGAUGACUGGGGUUUAUGUGGGGUUCUGUUUUCAGUUUGGUAGUUCUUUAUUCUUCCUUAAUGUUGGUGCUGGGUUUAUUGUGAUUAAGUUAAAGUUCUACUGCAUGCCUCACUGUGUACUGCCUACCCCUUUGAUUGACAAGCCAAUCACAGAAGAUGUGAGCCAAUGGCGUGAUGAGCGCAGCAGAUGAGAAACAAUGUUUUGAUAGAAAUGAAUGCCAAUGUAAGGAAUCCAUAAAAUAUUUUUACUUUUUGCACAGUGCCUUGUGUACUUUUUAUGGUUUUUAGAUUCAUUUAGAUUAUUUCUUUUCAAUUAGAAGGCUUUUAGAAAGUAAUUUUUAUAAUUUAUUUGGAUGCCCAUGGGUUUCUGCUAUUGUGAAAAUGUGAAUAAGUAUGCAGUUGAGAAAAAAAGAAAUGUUAGCCUUGGAUGGUUUGUGAUUUUUCAGCUGGUUUGUAGAUGUACAGCAGACCUCAAUAUCAGGGUUGUGUUCAGAAGGGUGCAAUGUUCUGAACGCUGUAGAUAUAAAUGUAUUUUAUAGACCUGUCAUGAAACCUUAUUCUACAUGAGAUGUUCUACAUAAUAUAUGUGUAUCUGUAACAUUGCUCCCCACUGAACGUGACCCAGGUGAACUUUCUCAGGAGCAUUUGGUUAGAACCAAAACAUCCCGAUGUGAAUAAUACUGAUUACAUUUUGUUAAUCUUGAUCGCUGUCCCAUGUAGGCUAAGCUAUAGGGUUAGUGGCUGUUAUGUAAUUAAUAUUCCAUCCACAUGCCACACCCAUUCAAGAAGCCACAGCACUAAAACGUUGCACUGCUGUUGUGUAUGUCCACUAUAAGAAUGUGACCACCACAAGUUUAGUCUGGACUCUGAGUUGAAUCCACACUAGUGCCUUGUUAACUUUCUUUGAAUUGUUAUUAUUGUAAAUGACAAUUUACAACGACAAAUGUUAAUUUUGUGCAGCAUAUACAACUAAUUUCUGUGUGUGUGGCGGAACAGCUUCAGACUGUAUGUAACACCCAUCCUUAUUUUUUAAAUAAAAGCACAGGAAUCUUCCUACCGUUGUUACAUGGAAUCAAUGUGAACCAUUGGAUGUGAAUAGUUUACACACACACACACACACACAUUGUAUAAUUUGUUUUCUAUUUGUUGGCUAUUUUGUACAGUUGUUAGACAAAGAUGUAAUGUAUUGUUGCUUUGAAUAAAGAAACACUUUCCAGCCA